Messenger RNA from Penaeus vannamei (Pacific white shrimp), 516 nucleotides. The record is from RefSeq and is a predicted model, not a curated record. Lineage: Eukaryota; Metazoa; Arthropoda; Malacostraca; Decapoda; Penaeidae.
CCCUGCAGUCUCAUCAAGACAACAUGGCAUUCAAGGUAUUCGCACUGGCCGCCCUUGUGGUCGUCGCCAUCGCCCGUCCAGAUAGCCCGCCUACCUAUGGCUACUCUGCUCCCACUCCCUCUUAUGCACCACCCGCAAAGUACGACUUCAACUACGCCGUCAACGACCCAGCAUCUGGCAACGACUUCGGACACCAGGAAGCCCGUGAUGGCGACCACACACAGGGAUCCUACUACGUCCUUCUUCCCGACGGUCGUCUGCAGAAGGUCACCUACACCGUCAACGGAGACUCCGGUUACGUGGCUGAUGUGACCUACGAGGGAGAGGCUCAGUACCCCACCCCACAGGCUUCCUAUGGACCUCCUCAGCCCUCCUAUAAGCCGCCCACCCCCUCCUAUGCAUAAAGUAUGAUAACUAGGGUAAUUAACAAUCUUAUAUCUUUAUAUUCCAUGUUCUCCAUGGAUAUUUAUUGACUAGGAUAUAUGCAUAUGUUACUUAUUAAAAAAGCAGACUUGA